Leptopilina boulardi is the source of this 2048-nucleotide messenger RNA. RefSeq names its product electron transfer flavoprotein subunit beta (gene Etfb). The record is from RefSeq and is a predicted model, not a curated record. Gene Ontology annotation, cellular component: cytosol. The transcript has 3 exons. Gene Ontology annotation, molecular function: electron transfer activity. The coding region runs from base 116 to 880 and encodes 254 amino acids. Lineage: Eukaryota; Metazoa; Arthropoda; Insecta; Hymenoptera; Figitidae.
AAGCUCCACUCCAGAUCAUUGUAAAUCAUUGAAACGAUCUGUCUUCAGAUAUUAUAUAUUUGUAUGUCAAUUUUGGUAUAAAUUUUUAAAAAUUUAAUUUGUCUAUUUAAAAAAAAUGGCACGUGUUCUUGUUGGAGUUAAAAGAGUAAUUGACUAUGCUGUUAAGAUUAGAGUAAAGCCCGACAAGACAGGAGUCGUGACAGAUGGAGUGAAACACUCAAUGAAUCCAUUUGACGAAAUUGCCAUUGAAGAGGCAGUUCGAAUGAAAGAAAAAAAAUUUGCCCAAGAAGUAAUUGCUGUUAGCUGUGGACCAGCACAAUCUCAAGAAACAAUAAGAACCGCCUUAGCAAUGGGAGCUGAUCGUGGAAUUCAUGUAGAAAUAUCCGGAUCUGAAUAUGAAUUAUUACAACCAAUUCACGUUUCAAAAAUUCUAGCAAAAUUAGCACAAGAUGAAAAAGCCGAUAUUGUUCUCGUUGGAAAACAAGCGAUUGACGAUGAUUGUAAUCAAACUGCUCAAAUGAUUGCUGGAGUAUUAGAUUGGCCAACGGGAACAUUUUGUAGCAAGAUUGAACCAGGUCAGGGUGAUUUGACAAUAACCCGUGAAAUUGACGGCGGAUUAGAAACAAUUAAAAUAAAAACACCCGCAGUAUUGAGCGCAGAUUUACGAUUAAAUGAACCGCGCUAUGCAACAUUACCAAAUAUAAUGAAAGCAAAAAAGAAACAAAUCAAAAAAAUAACACCUAAAGAUCUUGGUAUUGAUACAUCACCAAGAAUAGAAAUUGUAUCAAUUGAAGAUCCACCUGUACGACAAGCAGGUUCAAUUUUACCUGAUGUUGAUACUUUAAUCAGUAAACUUAAAGAGGCAGGACAUGUUAAAUAAUAAAAUUAUUAAAUAAAUAAUUAUUAAACAUAAAAAGAAAUUUUAAAACAAAUUUUAAAAAAAUUAUAUAUCUAUAUACAAAUUUUGAAAAAGAAACAAAUUAUUUUUCGAUUUCUACACUUUAUUAAAUAGUGAUAUAUAAACAGAAUAACAUUUUUGUACAUUUUCAGAGAUAUAUAUAUAUAAUAAUAAUAAUAAUAAUAAUAAUAAAAUUGUACAUUACACAUCCGUUAUAAAUUUGUACCGCUUGGAGACGUAAAAAAUGUCUCAAUAAAAAUCAUAUUUUUUUAAUAAAAUACUCUCUUAUACGAUUACAGUGUUCUUUGGUAAAUUUUCAUAUAAUUAUAUUAUGAUGUAGAUCAAAUCUUCUAACGUUGAUGAUUUAUAUAUCUGUCUCUAAAUAUAUUUAUAUAUAUAUAUAUAUAAUGUUCCUACAAAAAAUAACAUUCGAAUAAUAAAUUACUGUCAUAAAAAUCUUGUUUUACCUAAUUUUCUAAUUUUUUUAAAAUCUUUUCUUCUUUUUUUUUUGAAAAUCGAAGUGUAAUUGACGUCUCUAAGAUUUACAAUUUGAAAAAGCGUAAAAGGUGAAUGUAGUUAGGGGAUAAUAGUUGUACGACAAAAAUUGACGUCGACUAAAAUAUGUGAUAGAUACAGAAUUUUUCAUUUCCCUUCUGCCUAGCUACAUUUAAGGCCAUAACAUUAAGAUUGUUAGUUAUAUUUCAACAGUAUCGUUUUAAAGAAAUUUUUUGACAAAAAAAAAUUUCUCUAAAUCGAUUGAAAAAAAAAAGAAAAAAAAACUGAAAGAAUGACAUUUUUGAUUAUUUUCUUUUUACUAUUAAGAUGGAAAUAUUUCUAACAUUAAGAUAUACAAUACAAUAAUAUUCCAUUUUGUAUAAGAAACAAAAAUAUUUCCUAUCUCUAUGUUCAUUAAAAAAUUAUUUUUUUCUACAAUCUAAUUCACUUUACGGAACGAUUUUUCUUUUUUGUUAACAGACAAAUUUUUUUGCGUUGAAAAUUUGAAGCAUUUUAUUCUACUUUAAUUUUCCAUUCAUUUUUAAAAAGUACACUUUUUGUGGCAUGAUUUUUUUUUUACUUAUACGAUUACGAACAAUUUUAAUUUAAUUAAUAUUAAUUUUUUUAAUUAACUGUUGCAUUUUUUUUUUUUUUU